This is a messenger RNA of Pistacia vera, 466 nucleotides long. Its product is annotated as receptor-like protein EIX1. The coding region runs from base 1 to 450 and encodes 149 amino acids. The transcript has 2 exons. NCBI's taxonomy places the organism in Eukaryota, Viridiplantae, Streptophyta, Magnoliopsida, Sapindales, Anacardiaceae. The record is from RefSeq and is a predicted model, not a curated record.
AUGGGAAAAGAGAGUGAAUUGCUAUAUGGUAACUAUAAACAUAUAGUACUCUGUUUCAAAACGUUCUCACGUAAUGAAACCAAAUAUGGGUGCUGUUUUGUAGCUCUUUUCCUGGAGUUACUUGCCAUUGCAACCAUCAAAGUCAGCUUCUGCAAUGGAAGCUCUUUUGUGGGUUGCAUAGAAAGUGAGAGAGAAGCACUUUUAAGAUUCAAACAUGACCUGAUAGAUCCCAACAACCGGCUUGACUCUUGGAGAGGUGAUGGAGAUUGUUGUGCAUGGCCUGGUGUUGUCUGUGGCAACUUGACAGGCCAUGUCCUUGAGCUCAACCUUGGAAAUCCUGCAUUGAAAGACUAUGCAUCUGAUGUUGAAUAUGAUGCUUAUGAGAGGUCAAAGUUGAGCGGGGAUGGUUCCUCACCAACUUGGAAAUCUCUCCAAUCUGCAGUAUCUUGACCUCGGUCGCAACCCC